AUGAUAAGAAAAAUCAAUAGAGCCAUGGGACGCAUGUGCAAGAUAAAUCAAAAGGAAAACCCACACACAAUUUCUUUUUCUCCUCAGUGGACAUAUGUUUCCAUCAACUAUUUUCACAUUAAUAAAAGUGACGAGUGAAAACAACAAGUUGUUGUGUGUAUUUUUGAUACUUUCAACCCAUCAAAGUGUCUCAUUUGCCAUCGAAUAUCCCUCAAAUUGCACCCUCAACACCAAUCGGGUUCCCAUCAGCUGAACUUUUAUCAAGUUGUGGCAAAAAGCAAAUUCCUCAGCUUGUCCAGCAUUGAACCAGCUUUGGUGCAUAUAUAAAAAAUAUUCGUGGAAAAUCAUUCAAGAGAAAAACCACGAGAAUUGCGUUGUGAAAAAGUGUAGAGGAAAAUUUGUUGAAAGAAAACCCCAAAAAUAUAUUGCAGAGAAAGAAUCUCUGGGUGAAAUUGCCAAGGGUGUCGUAAAAAAGAGUGGAAAAACUGGUGUAAGGGGUAUAUCAUGAAGGGUUACGUUCCGCCCGACAAAUUGGUGGUACGAGAUAGUCUAGAUGAUGAAAUUAGUGACGAUGUAGAAGAUGAUGUCUUCAUACGUGACGGUAGAUCUAAUUCAAUGUGCGAGGAAAGAGGCCUCAAGAGACCCCUUAUGGCCCCAAGACGCAAAAAUGGGGCACGCUACAAGAAAUCCCUGGCAUUCAUGAAGAAGAGACAUCGCUUUUGGUCGUGCUGUGAACCUUUUUGCUAUGGAUUAGCCGCCAUCACCAUUAUUAUAGCUUUAAUAUUUCUAGGCGCUCUUCUGCUCACCCUCUUCCCCAUGCCACUGCAGAAGAUCAAGGGCUGGCUGCACAAGAAUCCCAGUCCAGUGGGUCAACCACCACCCACCACCAUCCCCGGAGACACCCUCGAGCACGUGCCCUGUUCCCAGCUGUCAGUGAACUUGGUCUGGAAGCGCGUCAUAUCACGUGUCACGAGCGAGAGCCCCGUGAGGAGUGCAGACGUGAAUGCCGAUGGUGUGCCUGAUAUCAUAAUAGGAUACACCAUCGAAGAGGAUCCUUACGAAGGCGUAGCAACUACAACAGCUCGCUGCUUCAAUCCUCACACCGGAAAGACGGGCCUUUGCGAAGGUGGGGUAAUGGCCUUGAACGGGACAAACGGAGAGAUAAUCUGGCAGCACUUUACAGCCUUCAAUGUCUUCUCCUUGAGCUGUCCCGUCGACCUCAACGGUGACCACCGGGAAGAUUGUGUGGUGGCGGGAAAGGGUGGUCUAAUGAUAGCCAUAAAUGGGGACACGGGAAAAUUAAUUUGGCGCCUCGAGGACAAAGUUCCCAUCCCCGGGAGCCAAACAACAGACUCCCCAGAAUGGAACACUGACAUAUAUACCGUUAACGUUGUCAGGGAUCUCGAUGGAGACGACAUUUCGGACGUUGUGGCAGUUCAUGUACAAGAAAAUUCUGCCUUUCGCUUUGGCCACAUUUGCGUAAUCUCUGGGGGAAGUGGUAGAAUGCUAAGGAGUAUUCCCACUCCCUUUCGUGAAGAGGUUUUUGUCCCACUGCAAAUUAUCACUGACGCUGAUGGAACUGAAUGGCUAUUGGUCAUAACAGGUGCACAGAGUACUCCUGGAGGCAUCUACGUCAUUCGUCUCAUAAGUCUUAUGCAGUACAAGAGUGAGAAGGACUUUACGACGCUGUAUCGCAAUGUAGCAUCAGGAUUUAUGGUUCCGGCAAUUCUCACUGACAUUACCGGAGAUGGAGUUGAGGAUAUCAUUGUGACAUCUUUCAAUUCAACAGUUCACGCCUUCGACGGGCAUACCUUCCGACAACUCUGGAACUAUGCCUUUCCCACAUCUGAAAGCAUCCAUUCCAUUAUCCCAGGACACUUUGACCACGACAAUAUCACAGACUUCAUGGUUAAGGUGAACACUGGGCCAGGAUUCCCUGUCUACUACUACUCCCAGACGAUGAUCCUGAGUGGACAGAAUGGUACAACGCUCCUGGACAAUGCCAUUCUGGACUCUGGAGGUUCAAAUAGUCCUCUGGGAGGUCUCUCGAUCUCCCAAACUUUCGGUGGGGACUUCUUCCUGCACUGGCAGACCCACUGCCGAGGAGUAGUCAAUGCUGGGGAUGGUUAUCAAUUUAUUGCAGACAGUGAAACAGUAGAACAAACCCGAGCUGAUACCUGUCGAUUGAGGUACAAUGCUCCCACAGUUGUUAAAUUGUACGCUAUUGGGAGGAAUGUCGAACCACCUGGUGCCAUAAUUCUCUCAUCGGAUGACCUCAAUUUGCAAUUAAAGCCCAUAAAUCACACGAAAACACAAACAGCCCAUCGAGUUAUUGCACCCCUCAAGCAUCCCAAAAUGUACAUGAGGAAAUUUCUCAGCAGAGAAAAAUCCAGCACAGACUGGACAACACCUCCGAAUACAGUUGAGCAGAAGAGAGUGGAUGAAGGGGAGAAGAAACUCGGAAAUUUCAGAGAAUACGUCCGAAUGCAGUCCAACCGACAUCAAGCUCCGCCCGAGGACUUUUCCAAUCGAGAGCCCUACAUUUAUCUACCAUACAAUCAAGAACCUAGACAGUAUCCUGCCCAACCUCCAACUCCUCCCAAAGAACCAGUUAUAAUCCCAGCUGAAAUUAAAAAUUCAGAUGAUUACGAUAUCUUCUACAACGACGAACUCUUGAAGCGUUACCCCCUUCGCAGUCAACUGCCAACCAAUCGCGACGUCCGGAGUAAGGAUGAGGACAUUAUGGACCUCGAGAGUAUCCUGAGUUCCGAAGAAGUCAAUGACACUCUCGGAGAUGAAGCUCAGACAGUAAAGAAAGUCCUAACAGAUGCUGCUCUGAAGCCAAUCUUUGUAAAAGGACAUCCUGAAACACUUUGGGACUUGGAGAUGGAAAAAGAAGCUUCAGAAGCUAUAAAGGAAGGUGGAACAUACGAUUAUCCCUAUCGACAGGUUAAAACACGAAGGGAAACCAACAAGGAUCUAGAGCAGAAUUUUAUUCCUAAUGUGGCAUCAACGGGAGUUCUUUUGCCGUCACUGGACAAAAGUACACCUACAGCAAUUGAUUUUGCUUUUGUCUUGAACGUCAGGGAAUCAGAAGCCUAUCCACCACUCUUUUUGCCGGAGGAUUUGGCUUGCAUAGAGGACAAAGUGAAAGUUUUUGGAGACAUGAAAGAUAAGGAAGUGCUUCUGCAGUGUCUACAAGAGCGCAUCCCGACUCUCGAGACUCUCACACCUCCAAGACCAAAAUACGAGAUGCAGAUAGUCAUCACGAGAAUAUCCAUCUCUUGUGGAUGUGGAGAUCUCAACAAAGGCGAAAUCUGCUCUCAAUUCAACUCAAUAGACAAUCAACGAUGGAAGGAAUACAUGGGGAAUCUUGGGAAUGGUCUCUACGUCUGAUCUUCCUAACCCCAAAACCCAAAAAAAACUGACACAAAAAAUUCCAAGAAAUUAAUUUUGGAAGGUGCUUAAUGAUCACAAUAUAUCACUUUUUGACUAAUUUAUGAUAAGUCUAAUGAGUCGUUUCUGUUUUUUUUGUAAAUUAAUUCCAUCUGCAUGACACAGAUAAUUGAGAAUCUUUGGCAAAUCAUCAUGAAUGUGACUCUUGUGCCAAACAUCUUGUUCCGUUUGCUUUCACGUCCUCCCAAAAUCAUAUUUUCUGAUUAGUUCUCCCUCUAACCAUUGCAAAAUUCUGUUUACCUUGUAAAAUUCAUUUGCAUUUCACCAAUUAUAUAUUUCCACAGAAAAUAUUCAAUCACCAUGCCUAAAAUAACCCCAAACUAAAGCCCCCCAAAAAAAUUGACAAGGAGUCUCGAAGGCAGGAAAUCAUGUACAAAUUGAGAGAAUAGAAAAAAUGAAAGCAGAAAAAAAGAUCCUUGCUUAAUUAUUCAUCACACACAAAAAAAAAACAUUCAACAUAAAAAAAAAUAUCAGUGAACAAAUGGCAAAUUUUUCUAGCCAUUCACUUUUCUUUUUGAAAAAAAAAAAAUAAUAAGCGCAAAAAAAGGAUUAAAAAGAGAACAAUUAAAUAGUUUAAAAAAAAA
Phlebotomus papatasi is the source of this 4040-nucleotide messenger RNA. RefSeq lists its product as uncharacterized. Bases 505 to 3396 code for a protein of 963 amino acids. The transcript has 6 exons. NCBI's taxonomy places the organism in Eukaryota, Metazoa, Arthropoda, Insecta, Diptera, Psychodidae. The record is from RefSeq and is a predicted model, not a curated record. Gene Ontology annotation, molecular function: protein binding.